AGUAUGCUGUGUCAUAUUUUCUCUGAUCCUUAUAAGUUUAGAGUUGUGUCAUAUUUUCUCUAAGAUUGGGUCAUUGCUGAUACAGAGAUGACUUCCAAAACGAAUGGAGAAAAUGAUCAAUCCUCGCAACAAUCUAUAAUCACGUCACUUCCCGAAGACAUCGUGGUUGACAUCUUAGCGCGUGUGCCAGUACGCGACUAUCCAGCUCUCUCCCUCGUUUCAAAGCAGUUCCAAUCACUUGUUACGUCAAAUGAGAUAUACCUGAGAAGAUCUUUGUUGAGGUGCACAGAGAACUGCCUGUAUGUUGUACUCCACAGCAGUGAAAUCCCUAACGAGCGCUUGUAUAUUCUUCGCCGUAAUGCCAACGGCAACCGCUGCAUGGUUCAUAUCUCUUCUCUUUUGGAUUUGCCAAAGGAGGGUGAAAGCUUUGUCGCAGUGGGUUCGAUGAUAUAUGGGUUUGGUGUAACGGACAAUGAAGGUUCGCCACUGUCAUCGAGUGCGUUUACCAUCGACUGCAGAUCGCACACGGUGAAACCACUCCCCAAGAUGCCUAUACCCAUGGCUAAUACAGCUGCUGGCUUUCUAGACGGGAAAAUUUACGUAUUUGGACACUGCAGUAUGAUCUCAGAGGUGAUGGUGGUGUUCAAUACAGAAACACAAAUGUGGGAGCCUGGUCACAUAAAGCCAGACACUGCUUCACCAGCUGAGGCGUGGCAUCAUGGUUAUAUGGCUGUGAUGGCUGGUAAGAUAUACACGAGGUAUUUCAUGAAUAGAUUUGUUUAUGUGCCAAAGGAAGAAAAAUGGGAAACGGACGAGGUGCUUAAUUCAAAGGAGUGGGAUCACCCUGUGUGCGUCCUUGAUGACGUUCUGUAUUACUUCUAUAAGUCUUUAAACAGGUAUGAUCCAAAGGAGAGGCGCUGGGGAGUGGUUAAAGGUUUGGAUGAGUUGAUGGCUGAGAUAGAUCUCCUAUUUUGGACAGAUACCGUGCGGUUUGGUCGGAAUCUGGCUUUGUAUUUUUCAAAAGGAGGAGAAGAACAGAUUUGUGAAACGACACAGAAGAUUUGGUGUGCGGAGAUUUCGCUUGGAAGACGUGAAGGAGGUGACAUUUGGGGUAAAGUUGAGUGGUGUGAUAAUGUCUUAACUGUUGGGAAAUUUUAUUAUAUGAACUCUCUAAGUGUCAUGGUUUAA
Raphanus sativus (radish) is the source of this 1188-nucleotide messenger RNA. RefSeq names its product F-box/kelch-repeat protein At4g38940-like. NCBI's taxonomy places the organism in Eukaryota, Viridiplantae, Streptophyta, Magnoliopsida, Brassicales, Brassicaceae. The record is from RefSeq and is a predicted model, not a curated record. Bases 88 to 1188 code for a protein of 366 amino acids. Gene Ontology annotation, molecular function: protein binding. The transcript has a single exon.